CAUCUUCUACGCACCCUCCUCUCCUUUUGAGUUCCUUCAUUUCCUUCAGGAUAAAGAAAGUAUCUGAACUCAAUUCUAAUUCCCUCUGAAAAAAAUGACGGGAAAACCCGAAAAGCCUAAGACGCCCACCACACCAGUGGCACCAGAGUCCAUCUCCAUGGGGGAGCGUUCCCACACCCAGUCCCGAGACCACCUCACUCUGCGCACGGAAAGCACCGUCUUCAGCCUCGCCAACUCCGAGUCCCUCUGGACCACCACCGCCCCACCCACGGCCUGGGAGUUCUACCGCCACGCGAUACUGCUCAUGUCCACCGGGGGCAGCGUGCUGCUGGCGGGCUGUGUACUGACUGGCCUGCACUUCGCCAGGUUCACCUCGGACAAGUACUUGGGCACGGCGCUGCUCUCCAUCGGACUGAUGGUGCUGGCCGUGGGUGUGGUUCUCAUCCCCGUGACUCGAGAGAUGAAGCAGAGCAACUCCAAGAGGAGCUACUCUCAUUAUAAUAAACCACAACAAAUGAAUUUAUGA
Messenger RNA from Engraulis encrasicolus (European anchovy), 526 nucleotides. RefSeq names its product phosphoinositide-interacting protein-like. Lineage: Eukaryota; Metazoa; Chordata; Actinopteri; Clupeiformes; Engraulidae. The record is from RefSeq and is a predicted model, not a curated record. Bases 95 to 526 code for a protein of 143 amino acids. Gene Ontology annotation, molecular function: phosphatidylinositol bisphosphate binding; transmembrane transporter binding. Gene Ontology annotation, cellular component: plasma membrane. Gene Ontology annotation, biological process: phosphatidylinositol-mediated signaling; positive regulation of cation channel activity. The transcript has a single exon.